Molecule: messenger RNA, 1723 nt
Organism: Acanthochromis polyacanthus (spiny chromis)
Lineage: Eukaryota; Metazoa; Chordata; Actinopteri; Pomacentridae
Product: basic helix-loop-helix transcription factor scleraxis
Exons: 3
Coding region: 706-1392 (228 amino acids)
Biological process (GO): developmental process; regulation of transcription by RNA polymerase II
Molecular function (GO): RNA polymerase II transcription regulatory region sequence-specific DNA binding; protein dimerization activity; DNA-binding transcription factor activity, RNA polymerase II-specific
Source: RefSeq, a predicted model, not a curated record
CUGGCCUGCUUCUAGACAGCAGCCGAGGGACCCUUAGCGCUCAGAGGGAGGAGACAGCUGUCCUUCGGCCCUCCCACCGGCUAUAAGACCAGAGACAGACGGAAACACUCAGACUGCAGGCACACGUGGAGCAAAGAGGCAGAGAAAGAGGGAGAAAGACGAGAGAGAGACCAAUAGAGAGCAAGAGAGCGUCAAGCUGCUGGCACAGGGUAGUUUUUGCUAGUUUGGCUUUUGGGAUUGAAACAGAGCAAAUAUAGAAACCAAGGAGAAAGAAAGACGCUCAGAGAAGCAAAGAAAACAUGCCAUUAUAAAUUUUGUUCAUCCCUAAGGAAUAACUGAAGGAGAAACUGAUCUCUGGGAUGUGAAGUGUUUUUGUAUAAACCAAGAGAGAACAGCAACAAGAAGGACGUGGAACCUGCAGCCACCUGCGACAGCGGCUCUGAGGUCAAGGUGCUUUGACCUCUGCUUUAGGAUCAACUUGCUGAUGCCUCACUGUCAGUAAAAGCAGGUUCUGAGCUAACCCUAACGUAGACUUAAGAGAGAGACAUCUGAUUUACCUGGCGUAAAAAGCUUUGCAACUGGUGGACACUUUCAGUUGGUGCAUUGACGAACUCAGCUCAGCAACUUCUGACAACAAACCUCAACAGCAAGCUCUUUGCCCUGAGGAAGCCUCCACAGGACUGACCAGUAGCUGCUGCAACAACGAUGACAUUUGCGAUGCUGCGCACGGCGCCUCCAGCAGGCCGCUUCCUGUACGGCGACAUCGCCCUCCUCUCUGAAGACGAAGACGAGAACGGCAGCGAGGGGUCGGGCUCCGAGGAGCGCUCCACCAACUCCUCCAACUCGGCAGCCUUUCGCCUGUCCUCCUCGUCCCCAUCUGCCUUUCACAUCAAGGUGAACAGGAAGAGGAAGCUGUGCGGGGGCGGAGGAGGUGGAGGGGGCGGAGGCAUGGGGGGCAUGGGGGGCAUGGGGGGCAUGGGGGGCAUGGCGGGGAGGCUGGGCCCCCCAGGCACAUCUCCCGUCGGGGAAGUUCGCCAGAGGACUGCAGCCAACGCACGGGAGAGAGAUCGCACCAACUCUGUCAACACGGCAUUCACGGCACUGCGCACGCUCAUCCCCACCGAGCCUGCAGACAGGAAGCUGUCAAAGAUCGAGACGCUACGUUUGGCCAGCAGCUACAUCAGCCAUCUGGGGAACGUGUUGCUUCUGGGCGAAGGGCUUCACGACGGACAGCCAUGCCACGCUCCCUCACCGCCGUUCUUCCACGUCAGCUCCUCCCCCAGCCGAGGAUCCGACCAAUCCGCUCAGCCCAAGCACAUCUGUACUUUCUGCCUCAGCAACCAGAGAAAAAUGAACAAAGACAGAGACAGGAAGACGGCCAUCCGAAGCUAACAAUGAGGACACAAACCGCACGGAUAAAAUGCUCAUCACUUUCAUCACAGUGCCUUCAGUGAUUUUUACAAUCGCUGCAACUUGAAGACGAACCAGACGUGCGACGCGUUUCAGAGACUUUCUGAGGACUUUUAUAGCACUUCCAGGACUUUGCAAGGAACUUUUUGAUUACUUUGUGUAUCGCUUUACAUGAACUUUUUUUUUUUUUUUUACAUUUUCAGAAGUUCAGCAGUACUUUCACAUGCUUAUCAAGGCCGUCAUGAACCUUUCAGCAACACUUUUAAGAGACUUUUUACUGUAUUGUUCAGUGACUGAGUCUAAAGAACUUAUG